CUGCCUCUGGUCACUAGUGCAGCCUCUCAAACACCAGUGUUUCCGUAUUCUGUUGAAGCACAGUUACAACCUUUCUCUUUUGAGUUUAGAACCCGCUGAAUAAACACGAUGAGUACUGAAAAGUACCCCAGAUCUUCCAUAGAAGACGACUUUAACUAUGGCACUAAUGUCGCAACUGCCAGUAUACAGAUACGUAUGGACUUCCUCAGGAAGGUGUACACACUCCUGAGCUUACAGAUCAUCCUGACCACAGCCACCUCAGCCCUCUUCAUGUUCUCUCAAACCAUCAAGGAGUUUGUCCACGCCAGUCCUGCUGUGGUGUUGGUUUCGGCUCUGGGCUCUCUGGUUGUUCUGGUGGCCUUGGCUGUGUACAGACACCAGCAUCCAGUCAACCUCUACCUGCUGCUCGUAUUUACUCUGCUGGAAGCAAUUUCUGUGGCCACAGCUUUGACCUUCUAUGAAUACUCCACUGUACUGCAAGCCCUGUUCCUGACCUGUGCUGUGUUUACUGGACUGACGGUCUACACCUUCCAGUCAAAGAGAGACUUCAGCAAAUUGGGAGCGGGAUUGUUUGCCUGCCUGUGGAUCCUCCUCAUUGCAAGCUUCAUGAGGUUCUUCUUCCACAGCGACACCACCGAGCUGGUCAUGUCGGGAGCGGGGGCUCUGAUCUUCUGUGGCUUCAUCAUCUAUGACACCCACCUGCUGAUGAAGCAGCUCUCGCCCGAGGAGCACAUCCUGGCCUCCAUCAACCUCUACCUGGACAUUGUCAACCUCUUCCUGCACAUCCUGCGUCUACUGGACUCUAUGAAGAAACACUGAAAGCCUAUUCACUUAGCUCACUUGAGAGCCCCAAAGAGGGGCCUGUGUUUAAUUACCCAGAGUUCCCUUGGGCUUGGUGUCUGCAUUACAUUCUUCUGUCCAUCUCACCAAAUUACAGUUUCUUUAUAAUUGACCUUUUGUAUUUAGUUGUUCAGCUUUAUAGCAGUGCUGUUUUGUGUGGUGUGAAACCAGAAUGUACUCAUGACUUUGGGAAAUGGCUCAGGGACUUGAAGAUACACCACAGGGUUUGAUAAAAAGCCCAGUAGUGCCCCCAGCUGGCCUAUUUACCACUGCAUCACUUUUAGCUCAUUUUAGGAAGAGUGAGCUAAAGCUAAUGCAGUCUAACACACAACUCCUGCAGUAUAUCUGAAUGCUGUUUUCAAAGUAGGUUUCUCCAACAGUGUAUCUCAUUGGGAUUUCACAUCUAUCUACCAUUCCACUAAUUUAUUCCCUAACUGAAUUAAUUGUUAAAUGUCUUCAAACAUACAACAUCAGAAUCACUGCACCCCUCUUAUGAUGCACAACCGCAAGAAGAUGACACAAGGUACAUGAUGUUUAAUGAAGCGCAUGCCCGGGUUCAUUGAUAUGUGUGAUAGUACAUAAUUUGAUGUUGUAAAUGUAUUGAUGUUGUAAAUGUAUAAGUGUACAGAUUAGUACAGCAAUUAAUUGAGAGGCAUAUGUUCAGAUUAUACUGUGACUCCGAACUAAUCUGAAGCAUUGGGAUAUGGUUGAAUGUUAUUCCUAUUCCCUUUGAAUGAUUCAAUAAAUGGAACAUAUGGAAUGUGUUUCAGCUUCAGACUAGUCAUGCAUGUGUUAAUUUUAGUGUUGGUUUUGUAGUGGAGUAACAGGGGUAUGUAUGUAUGAUCGACCCUUUAAUUGCUUUGAACUUUUUUGUUAAAUAUUCUUUUAUGGAGCUGUCAAUGGGAAAAUAAAUAUUUACCGAAUGAAAAAUUCUACCAAGCA
Molecule: messenger RNA, 1782 nt
Organism: Gasterosteus aculeatus aculeatus (three-spined stickleback)
Lineage: Eukaryota; Metazoa; Chordata; Actinopteri; Perciformes; Gasterosteidae
Gene: tmbim4
Product: transmembrane BAX inhibitor motif containing 4
Biological process (GO): negative regulation of apoptotic process
Cellular component (GO): membrane
Source: RefSeq, a predicted model, not a curated record